Messenger RNA from Colias croceus (clouded yellow), 2076 nucleotides. It is a transcript of the gene Agps, whose product is annotated as alkyldihydroxyacetonephosphate synthase. The record is from RefSeq and is a predicted model, not a curated record. The transcript is spliced from 11 exons. Gene Ontology annotation, biological process: lipid biosynthetic process. The coding region runs from base 67 to 1953 and encodes 628 amino acids. Gene Ontology annotation, molecular function: FAD binding; alkylglycerone-phosphate synthase activity. Lineage: Eukaryota; Metazoa; Arthropoda; Insecta; Lepidoptera; Pieridae.
CGCGAUUUACAAAAUUCAGUCCAAAUGUUAUCCGACUCAAAUCUAUAAUCGUCGUGUUUUGUGAUAAUGUCAGAUGUGCACGAAACAAAUAAAAAUAUGUCUGAAAAUGUGCGUUUCAUGAGGACAACAACAGAAGUGAGUGAUAAAAACAAGAGUGCGUCUAAAAAUGAUAGCGAUAAGAGGAACACUUAUGAGACCGCUAUUAAAGUAAAGAGUGUUAUUCCCAGGAAAAGACAAGAUCUUCUAAAAUGGUACGGAUGGGGCUACAAGGACUCCAAAUUUCAGCUGGUCGACAAUGUGGCUACAUUUACUGGGAAUCGAUACCUAAUCGGCGGCAAAACCCUCCCACACUUCGUGUCAUGGGUGAAAGAGAAGUUUGAUGUAGAUAUAUCGAAGCCACCCAAAAUACCACCUGUACCCACUGCGUACCCCCCGAGUAGAUUACCAGCUGCCAUACGCGAGGAGUUGGAAGCCAUAACUCUGGUUAGCGUUGAGGGACUGGAUAGGCUGAUCCGUGCUCAUGGACAGACGCUAAACGACAUGACGAAGCUAAGAGCCAACUCGUUCAAGAGGAUACCUGAUGCUGUGAUAUGGCCGCAGAAUCAUGAACAGGUAGUGCAAAUCGUACAGUGUGCGAACAAGCACAAGUUCGUGCUGAUCCCGUACGGGGGCGGCACGUCCGUGUCGGGUUCGGUCACGUGCCCGCAGCACGAGCUGCGCCCCAUAGUGGCGCUCGACACGUGCGACAUGAACGCGAUCCUGUGGCUUGAUAGCGAGCAGCUAGUUGCCAGGGUGCAGGCGGGCAUAGUAGGCCAGGAUCUCGAGCGGGAGAUGCGUGCCCGCGGCUACACGGUGGGCCACGAGCCAGACUCGUACGAGUUCUCGACGCUGGGCGGCUGGGUGGCCACGCGGGCGAGUGGCAUGAAGAAGAACACGUACGGCAAUAUUGAGGAUCUGGUCGUGCAGACUAAGAUGGUAACCCCGAGCGGCGUGCUCGAGAAGAGUUGUUGCGUGCCGCGGAUAUCGUGCGGUCCGGAGUGGGAACAUGUUGUACUCGGCUCAGAGGGUUGCUUGGGGGUCGUCACUGAGGUGACAUUAAAAAUCCGCCCCCUCCCCCCCGUGGUGCGCUACGGCUCCCUCGUGUUCCCGGGCUGGGAGGAGGGAUUCCACUUCGAGCGGGAGGUCGCGAGGAGACGCCUGCAACCCUCCAGCAUACGGCUCAUGGAUAAUGAACAGUUUAGAUUCGGGCACGCGUUAAAAACGGAACAGUCCUGGGGCGGAGUGCUCCUCGAAGGGCUCAAGAAGCUGUACAUCACAAAGAUCAAGGGUUUCGACCCCCUCAAGCUUUGCGUAGUGACGCUGCUCCUGGAGGGCGCUGCUGAGGAGGUGGCUGAACGGGAGGCUGUGCUGAACAGCAUAGCAGCGAAGUAUGGGGGCAUCCCGGGGGGUGCGAAGAACGGCGAGAUUGGGUACACGUUCACGUUUGUGAUCGCGUACAUUCGGGACCUAGCGCUCGAGUACGACAUAGUGGCGGAGUCGUUCGAGACGUCCGUCCCGUGGGAGCGAGCGCUCGCCCUGUGCGCGGCGACCAAGCGGCGCGUCGCGGCCGAGUGCCGCCGGCACCGGGUACAGCGCUACCUGAUCUCGUGCCGGCUGACGCAGACGUACGAUGCCGGGUGCUGUAUAUACUUCUACUUCGGGUUCCGUAGCGCAGGCUGCGUGGACCCGCUGCGCACGUACGAGGAGAUUGAGGAUGCUGCGCGGGACGAGAUCAUUGCGAAUGGGGGUUCAAUAUCCCAUCACCACGGCGUGGGCAAGUUACGUCAGCGCUGGUACGAGCCGACAGUCAGCGAGCCAGGCGCGAGGUUAUUAAAGGCGGCCAAGCGCGAGCUGGACCCCAACAAUGUGUUCGCGCUUGGCAAUAUGGCUCUUGGAGUUGCUAGCAAGCUAUAGGGCGCUAUCAAACCUAAAUAAUUUUUAAAGAGAAACUUCUUUAUCGGGGUUGGAAAAAAAAUUUUAAGUGAAACUUCUUUAACGGGGUUGGAAAAAAAAUUUAGUGUAUCAUUUUAUCGUUGC